Molecule: messenger RNA, 2211 nt
Organism: Stylonychia lemnae
Lineage: Eukaryota; Ciliophora; Spirotrichea; Sporadotrichida; Oxytrichidae
Source: the annotation of a GenBank genome assembly
AUGAAAUCGAUAUUCGGGGGUUUAAUUAAAAAUUCCAACUAAACAACCCAGGAUAAUAAGCAGUAUAGUACUGGUAAAAACAUUACAUCACCUAUUGGCCAGUAUUCAAAUAUUGAAGUGAUACCAGGCAAGACAGCGCAUGAUAAGAUUAAAAAACUAGCAUAGGAACUGUACUAGCAGACUCCCAUUUUAGAGAAAGUCUAGCCAGUAACGGACAAGAGAUCCUAGCUAUUGGCAGGUUCAUCUACACAAUACUCAGCUUCUUAGCAAGACAUAUUAAGAGAUAUAAAGAAAAAAGAAGCAUCUCUGAGAACAAAGACCUUGGAGAUGCAAGAUGAAGAUUCAUCGACGAUAUUGAGGUAGUACAUGUAGUGGGAAGAGUCUAAAUAAGUCAGCAAAGAUUUGAAGCAAUAGCUGAUCAGUAAAUAGGAAUAUUACAUUCGUCGUGAGCAGGAAUACAGAAAGACCAUCGAUGACAUUCACAACGAAAUUGCUAAAAGAUCAUCAGAUCCCUUUGGUUUCCUGUAGCAGUCAGUGUAAAGUACUACUCAGCAAUUGAAUGGGCAUGCUUCAAGGCUGAAUAAUGGAGUGUCACUAUCAAACAAUGAUAUGGAUGGAAACAACGACGAUGAUGGUAGCGGAUUGAACACUUAGACAGUUGAUAAGAAGGAACUAGAUAUGAUAAGCAGAAGACGUAACAUUUACAUGAACACUAAGAAUGCUAAUGAUAUCCUAGCCAACUAUGAUAAAAUCAUGAGAACUAUUGAAAAAGUGCAAAAGACUACAGCCUAGGCUUUGGAAACUCAGAGGAAUGAAAUUUGUGAAGUGCUUGAUAACAGACUUGAAGAGAUUAAAAAGCAGAUAAAAGAUGAGAAGGCAAAGAAAGGGGAAAACUCUGCUGAUUUUAAGGAGAGAGAAAAGGAGUUGAAUGACCAUCUGGAGACUAUGACCCAAAUCGCGUAGAAAAUUGACUUUGAAAAUCGUGAAUUAAUGAAGAAAAAUGUUGAUCUUAACAUUCAGGUUAAAUCAUAAGAAUAAGACAGAGAGAUACUUUUAUAGCAGUUACUUUAUGAAAAAAAGGAAGGAAAAAAGAUUUAAUUGAAACUAAAGGAAUUGAAAGAAAAAGCUGAAAUAUUGGAAAACUAACAACUAGAAGAGCAAAUGCAAUAAUAGCAAGAAAUAGAAAAGCAAAGAUAAGCUUAUGAAUAAGAACUACAUAAUUAGCAGUUGCAGUAAUAGCAGCCAUUCAACUCUUCUGAUAGCAAGAAGCAAGCUUCUAAUGAUUAUUACCAGUAAAGUCAAUAGAAUUAGUAUGCUGGUCUAAAUAGAGCUAGCUCAAAGCAAUAAAUUAAUAGGAACAGCUAGAAUAGCACUGGAAGCAGAAUGGAGACGCCUCUGAUUUUAAAUGCUAGGACUAACAUCCAUGGGGUCAAUCAUCUUCAAAAGUCUUAACAGGGUUUACCUUCUAUAAUGUAAUCUUAAAAUAAUCUAGGAUCGAGAUAGGGUUCUCGCCUGUAGCUACUGUUAGCUGCAGGUAGAUAAGAAUCAAACAAUCCUAAAGUUUAAAGGUAUGAGUAACUUAUAGAGUAGCUAAAGAAAAUGUUAGAUACUGAAAAAAAGAAUAAUUUCCAGAUUAAGACCAUAUACUCUACUGAGAUGGAGAUAAAAAAGGAACUUGAAAAAAUACUUAGGCAAAGCAUAGAAGAUGUCAGAGAUGAAAUUAAUAGGAAGAGGAAUGAUACGUAGAGCAUAUACAAAAACAUUAAAAAGAUAGGUCUAAAUAAUAAACAGUAGGAUCAGAUAUCAAUCUAAGAACGAGAAAGAAUCAUAGAUGUCUUGAUGUCAUAAGAGAGGGUUUUGACUCUCCUUUAUGAUAAGACUUUCCCGCCCAGAAAAGAUAUUAAAAAUGCCUAACUUGCUAUAUUGGCUUAAAGUCAGUAACUAGCUAGAGUGAGCCACUUCUCAUCUACUCAAUCUCUAAAUACUCUUGAUGAUAAGAUGCUUAUUAAUGAUGAAUUCAAUCCUCACUAGUCUACAAUGCCAAUGUCUAAGAUAAGUUCUAUGCCAAGUCUGAUAAAUAGAGCUUAGAUUCAGUAUAACGCUGCGAAUGGGAAGUUACUUUUGACCAAAACAAGCACACUAAGCAAUAUCCUAAAUAGAAACUCAACUCAAAAAGUUAUCCAAUCCUCCUCGAAAUAUUAAUAUUUAUGA